AUGGAUGAAAAUCCAAUCGAAAAUGAUGAAAAUGAUAAUGAAAAUAUAGUAGCUGAAAACAAUUUCCAAUUUCAUGGAACUCUUAAAGGCUUACUUAUUGGUGAUUCUGGCUAUCCGUGUUUUCGUUGGUUACUUACGCCCUAUUUAAAUCCAACUACAGCAUCUCAGCGUAGAUAUAAUAUAUCUUUAAGAAAAACAAGGGUUAUAAUUGAACAAGUGUUUGGAAGGUGGAAAAGACGCUUUCAUUUGCUUCAUGAUGAAAUUCGAAUGACCCCUGAAAGAACCUGUACCAAAAUUGCUGCGUGCGCAGUAUUGCAUAAUUUAGCAAUACAGUUAAAUGACAGAGACAUGGAUGAAAAUCCAAUAGAAAAUGAUGAAAAUGAUAAUGAAGAUAUUGUAGCUGAAAAUAGUUUCCAAUUUCGUGAUGAUUUUGCUUUGCGACAUUUUUGA
Molecule: messenger RNA, 450 nt
Organism: Hydra vulgaris (swiftwater hydra)
Lineage: Eukaryota; Metazoa; Cnidaria; Hydrozoa; Anthoathecata; Hydridae
Product: putative nuclease HARBI1
Source: RefSeq, a predicted model, not a curated record